Molecule: messenger RNA, 1200 nt
Organism: Camellia sinensis
Lineage: Eukaryota; Viridiplantae; Streptophyta; Magnoliopsida; Ericales; Theaceae
Source: RefSeq, a predicted model, not a curated record
AUGCUCACCAUUGCUCUCUACCUCUAUUCCUUACUCCACCUCCUCUCCUCCACCGCAGUCACAACACCGCCUUACACACCCACCGAUUACUUCCUCCUCAACUGCGGCUCAUCCUCCAAUGCCACGUCACAAGGCGGCCGGAGCUGGGACGGUGAUGCCACCUCAAAAUUCUCACUGUCCAACAUCGGCACCACCUCAUCACCAUCCACGGCCACCCAACAAGACUCUUCUGUCACCGAUAUCCCUUUUCUCACCGCCCGCAUCUUCACCUCCAAAUUCACCUACACUUUCCCCGUCUCCUUCGGCCCCAAAUUCAUCCGCCUGUACUUCUACCCAGCUACCUACUCAAAUCUCGACAGAUCAAAAUCUUACUUCUCCGUCACCACCGCAAACUACACCCCCCUAACCAACUUUAGUGCCUUCCUCACCGUCCCUGCUUUGGUUCCCAAACAAUCCUUUCUCAUCAAGGAGUUCAUUGUCAAUGUCAGAGACACCCAAAAGCUCGACAUAACAUUCAACCCAUCUCCCAACUUAUACGCCUUUAUCAACGACAUUGAAGUCGUUUCGAUUCCCAACAAUUUCUACAUGAAAGGCGAUCUCAAUCCUAUCCCUCUUGUUGGCUCUCAACAACCUUUCUAUAUCGAUAACAACACUGCUCUUGAAACUCUGUACCGGUUAAACGUCGGUGGCAACGACGUGUCUGUGAAUGACGAUACUAGCAUGUACCGGAGGUGGCAUCAAGAUGACCUGUACAUAUACGGCGGCGUUGGUUUGGCGCCUCACCAUGACGUCCCAAUUUGGUACACUAACGACGCACCGAAUUACACUGCUCCGGCGACUGUGUACACUACGGCUCGGACCAUGGGAAAUGACCCACAACUAAACUUGCAGUACAAUUUAACUUGGAUCUUCACCGUUGAUUCUGGGUUCCGGUACCUGGCUAGGCUUCAUUUUUGCGAGUUUCAACUGGAGGUAACCAGAGAAAAUGAGAGGGUAUUUUUUGUGUAUAUGAAAAAUCAGACGGCUAAUCCAGAGGUUGAUGUUAUACACUUGAGCAGGGGUAACAUAAUUCCUGUUUUCAAAGACUAUGUUCUUUUGGUCCCACCCGUCGAUGGCCUUCGGAGUAAGGUGGAUUUGUGGUUCGCGAUGAACCCGAAUAUGGACUCCGAGCCCUGGUCCGCUGAGCUGAUGCAAUCUUGA